AUGGCCACUCCACACCCCACUCAGCGAGCCUUCAUUGCUCUUGGAAGCAACUUGGGAGACCGUGUAACUAUGAUCGAAGAAGCCUGUAGAGAGAUGGAGGCGCGAGGCAUUAAGAUCAGGAGAACUAGUUCGCUUUUUGAGACUGCUCCCAUGUAUGUUGUGGAUCAGGGGGCUUUCCUCAAUGGGGCAUGCGAGGUUGAGACUUCAAAAAGCCCCAUGGAAUUACUCGAUACCCUACAAUCGAUAGAGAUUGACAUGGGAAGACGCAAGGUUAUAGAUAAGGGCCCUCGUAACAUUGACCUGGAUAUCCUUCUAUAUGGCCAUGAAACCGUCUCCAACGACCGGUUAAUAGUUCCCCAUAAGCUCAUGCUCGAGCGAGAAUUUGUCUUACGUCCCCUCUGCCAACUGAUACCCAAUGAAUACCACUUGACCGAGGGGAAAGGCAAAACAUAUUUUUCCCACUUACAAGCUCUUCCUCCAUCUAACCCUCCCCCCAUAGCGAUGAUACCAAUGCCCGCAGGUCUUCCCCCAAUCACCCCUACAAAGCCCUCCCGUAACACUCUUCUAAUGGCGGUCCUCAACGUCACACCAGACUCCUUCUCCGAUGGCGGGAUCCACUCUUCCACAGACCCAACUGUGCUCCUUGAAACAGUCAAGACAUACAUAGAUGCUGGCGUCUCCAUUAUCGAUGUGGGAGGCGAAAGCACCCGCCCCAACGCUGAACCAGUCACUGAAACAGAAGAAUUAUCCCGUGUUAUACCAGUUAUAAAGCUCAUCAGAUCUCUGCCUGAAGCGUCCAAGAUCGCAAUCAGCAUUGACACAUACCGUGCUAAUGUGGCUGAAGCAGCUGUUAACGUAGGCGCGGAUAUAAUAAACGAUAUAUCAGCUGGCCUCCUCGAUCUAGAGAUGCUUCCUACCAUGGCCCGGCUGCAGAAAACAGUCAUGCUCUCACAUACGCGGGGAACACCAAAGACAAUGAACAAACUCACACAUUACCCUGACGGUGUGCUAGCCGGAAUCCAAUCUGAGCUAGCAGAACGUGUCCAAGCCGCUGAACAGGCGGGUGUUCGACGAUGGCGCAUCAUUGCUGACCCGGGUGUAGGCUUUGCCAAAACACAAGACCAAAAUCUGACCAUUCUCAGAAACCUUGACCAGUUAAGGCAGGCAGAGCAGCUUGAGUAUAUGCCCUGGCUCGUGGGGGUCAGUAGAAAGGGGUUUGUUGGUCGUAUCACGGGAGUCAAGAAGGCUGAUGAACGCACUUGGGGUACUGCUGCGGCUGUUACGGCAGCUAUCAGCGGUGGGGCUGACAUUGUUCGUGUACACGAUGUCAAAGAGAUGGCUCAGGUUACUCGUAUGGCUGAUGCCAUCUUCAGGCCGAGCUUGUAG
Molecule: messenger RNA, 1386 nt
Organism: Trichophyton rubrum CBS 118892
Lineage: Eukaryota; Fungi; Ascomycota; Eurotiomycetes; Onygenales; Arthrodermataceae
Product: dihydropteroate synthase
Exons: 3
Coding region: 1-1386 (461 amino acids)
Biological process (GO): tetrahydrofolate biosynthetic process
Cellular component (GO): mitochondrial envelope
Molecular function (GO): dihydropteroate synthase activity; 2-amino-4-hydroxy-6-hydroxymethyldihydropteridine diphosphokinase activity
Source: RefSeq, a predicted model, not a curated record